Messenger RNA from Thalassophryne amazonica, 2227 nucleotides. RefSeq names its product RING finger protein 145-like. Lineage: Eukaryota; Metazoa; Chordata; Actinopteri; Batrachoidiformes; Batrachoididae. Gene Ontology annotation, cellular component: endoplasmic reticulum; endomembrane system. Bases 78 to 1880 code for a protein of 600 amino acids. Gene Ontology annotation, molecular function: zinc ion binding; ubiquitin protein ligase activity. The record is from RefSeq and is a predicted model, not a curated record. The transcript is spliced from 6 exons.
UGUGGAACCAGUUUGCUGUCCCAGUGCUCUUCACUGUCUUCUGGUUUGUGUUGUUUGUGGUCCAGCUGUGCUCCACCAUGAAUGGCAAAGGUACAGCAGGACAUCAGGGAAUCAUGUUUUUCUUGCUCACAAGUGUCUCUGAAUGUUGUGCGACACCAUACUCCCUUCUGGGUCUGACCUUCAUGGUGUCAUAUCUUGCUCUCGGGCUUCUCAACCUAUGCAAAUUCUACCUGGGAGGUUAUGCAGCUGUUCAGAAUGAGAACGUCAUGCACAGAGGUGUGACUGAGGGUGUCACAUUGCUCCUUCUGGCCCUUCAGACAGGCCUGUUGGACAUGCAGGCGCUGCAGCGCACCUUCCUCCUCAGCAUCAUCCUCUUCAUCGUGGUUACUUCAACUUUGCAAUCGAUGAUAGAAAUAACUGAUCCAGUCAUUCUUGCUCUGGGUGCAUCUCGCAAUAGGAGUGUAUGGAAACACUUCCGUGGCCUCAGCAUGUGUCUGCUCCUGCUGGUUUUCCCGGUGUUUAUGGCUUAUAAAAUUUCUCAAUUCUUCCACAUGGACUUCUGGUUACUUAUACUGGUGUCGAGCUGCAUGCUGACUUCCCUUCAGGUUACAGGCACGCUGCUGAUCUACUCCCUAUUCAUGAUGGAGAUGUUUCGCAGUGACCCUAUCGAGAGCCUGGAUGAAGUGAUCUACUGGGUGAAUGCUGUCAGCAGGGUGCUGGAGUUUAUGGUGGCCCUCUGUGUGGUAGCUUACGGCACCUGGGAGUCACUGUUUGGGGAGUGGAGCUGGAUGGGUGCAUCUGUCAUUAUCAUCCACUCUUAUUUCAAUGUUUGGCUGAGAGCUCAGUCUGGAUGGAGGAGCUUUCUGCUUAGACAGGAAGCAGCUAAAAAGAUCAACUCCCUACCAAGAGCGACAGCAGAGCAACUGCACCAGUACAACGACGUCUGCUCAAUUUGCUUUGAGGGAAUGAACUCUGCUGUUAUUACGUACUGUGGACAUUUUUUCCAUGGCAACUGCCUCCGCAAGUGGCUGUAUGUGCAGGAGACCUGCCCCAUGUGCCACCAAACGGUGCGCCCCACCCCAUCAGGUCAGACCCAGGCUUCACGUAAUAGUCCUGCAGCAGCAGCAGCACCACAGAGCGAUGCAGAGCCAGAUCCCACUACACCGGAGGAAGACCACAACCCAGACAGCAGUGAUUUCCAAAAGGCACAGAGUGAGAGGAUAACUCCUGUGUCCAUGGAGCAACAGAAGAGCAUGGAGAGACUUGAAGGAGACUCUGAGGAGCUCCUGGCUGAACCUGAGAGUAAGGCUGUUCAAGGACAUUGUUUUAGCUCCAGUGGAGCCUCAGGUGGAUCUGUCAGCCCAGAGUCAAGCUGCCCUCCAAAGGAUACUUCUCAUUGCCAUGAAGCAGUACAUGGUGUGGUGUCUUGUCCUCUUAACGUGCAGAACUCGGAUGAGAGCAGCAAGGAGGAGUCUGGAGAUGUCGAGGGGAGGUUUCAGCCAGCAAAUGUAUCCCAGCCAUCAGUUUCUGAUGCCGUCUGUGAGCACAGAUUGGAGAGUCAGUCCCGCUCUGAAGGAGCAGGACUGUGUGCAUCAUUUGAAGACGGCACCACUUCCUCUACGACAGUGCUACAAACCCUCAAAAAUAAAGGUGACUUUCACGAGGAAGAGACUAAAAUGGCUGGAGUUGAUACAGUUAAUAGUGAGUUUGAUAAACCUGAUACAUUAUGUGAAAAUGGAUCAGAUUUGGUACAAACUGCUGAGGAAAUGGGAAAGAACCAAAUGGUAGACUGUGCAGCACUAAAUAAUCAUCUUCUGACACAGGGAAGAGACAUUGAAAUCCCUGAAAAGCCAAGAUUCAACAGAAGCAAAUGCUCAUGAAGAAAAGUCAGAGGACAUCCUGUCUGCUAUGGGCUGCGUUAAUCGCUGCAUGUCUGUAAAACCACGCAAUGACAACUCAGAAUUCUUCAACAGAGAAGAUGGAGACCAAAGUCAAAAUGGCACACAGUCAGACUCCAAUCAGGACAAACAUAUAACACGGGCGUCCUUGGAUGAUUCCUUGUCUUGCAAAAGCACAAAUAGUGACUGAUUGCAUCAGUGCCUUGAAGUGUGUGAAAGAUGAAGUUUAAAAUGAAGAGAACACAAACGUGUGUGGGUGAUUCUUAGACUAUGGGCACUUAUUAUGUCCUUUGAUCAUAUUGCAUGAAAAACAGAAAAAAGGGGAAAUU